AUGCUGGGCUGGAUCGAGCGGGUGGUUCCCCAGCCCCCCGUGCCCCAUCUGACGGAGGAGACCCCCCUGGCCCCGAUACAGGACCCGGAGCCGGCUAAGGCACCGACAGGAAAGGCUGGUGGCCCCGGGGAUGCUACUGACCGCGCACGCACCGAAGAAAUGGAAAAGAAGGUGGGAUUUGCGGUCCCCGAGGACCCAGGCUCCGUGUUUGAGAGCGUGGGGAGCAGUGUGCUCUCCUGGCUCUCCCAGGGGCUGGAGAAGGUGAUUCCCCAGCCGGUCCCGGCCUCGGGAACGCUGCAGGCGCUCGGGAAGAGCUUCGAGGCGAGCAUUGACGUUCCGGAUCAGACGGAGGUCCAGAUCCUCAGGGAUGAGGAAGAGGAUGCUCUGGAGAUAAUCCCCUUCGAUCCGGAGGAGGACGAACUGGAUGGCUGUGAGCCCAAGGCCGGCUCAGAUACUGGCACGGAGGAGUGGGCAGGAGCACGCGUGCUCGGCUGGCUGGUGCAGGGCUUCGAGAAGAUGGUGCCGCAGCCGGAGAUGCUGAAAAAGCUGGAGCCCGAGCCGAAGGACCAGAAGUGCGAAGUCGCGGCGGGAGCUGGGGCAAAGUCGAAAAGCAGCGUUUCAGCCGCCCAGAGCAUCCCGGGAGCAGUGGAGCCGACAGCGGCCGAGGGGCAGCCGGAGGCAGUGGCCACCCUCAUCCCUCGGUCCCUGGCUGGGGAUGGCAGCAGGAUGUUUGCCUGGUUUGUCCAGGGACUGGAGAAGGUGAUGCCGCAGCCGGUGACCCGGGAGAGGCAGGACGCACAGGGAGUGGCCGCAGCAACCUCGAGUCCAGUGGAAGAAAUUCAUAUUGUCCCUGGGGAACCUGAGGAGACCGACCUUGUCCUGGAAGAGAUUGAUGAUGCCUGGAUUAACGAAGCCACAUGUGAGAUGAUGGCCUGGGGUCGCGAGGCUGAGCUGGUGGCAGAUGCUCAUCCCCUUCCCCCCAUACAGGAGGAACCUCAGGAAGAAGAAAACAGGCUGCGGUUGUGCUCCCUGAGCGCUGCCGAGGAGGAGGAGGAAGAGGAAAAGGGGGAGGAAGAGGAGGAGGAGAAGGAGGAGGAGAGUGCGGGACCACCGCUGCGGUCGCCUCGUCUCACCGCUGACGAGGGUGUGGAUGAAGUCUACUUUGCAGAGGAGGCCCUGAGGUUUGAGCAGCUGGAGGAAGCUGAGAUAAGUGAUCUCGAAGGUGCUUUUGUACAGGUGGAAGAGGAGACAGCUGAAGCUGCUGAAACCGAUGCUGAAGGUAUAACAUAUAGCAGCGCGCCUAGCAGCAUGUCCAAGCGUGCCCGAGACGUCGAGCUAGAUCGGCUGGUGCAUGACAAGCCGCUCGACGGCGGGGACGCCUCCCCUCCCGGCCGCGGCACGCUAGAGCAGCUCCCCAAUGUCCCCAGCUACCGAACCACCGCUGCCUCCCGCAUCCCCAUCCUUGUCGCCAGCAAGCCAAAGGCUGGAGUUGUCAACCCCAAUUUUUGCAGUGAGGAGCAAUCCCCCCUAGGAGAAAACCUGCAGGAACUCAUUGCGGUUUGUUAUCCAGCUAAGAAAAGGGAUGACACUUCACAGCCCGGCCGGCUGCGGGGUCUAGCCCAAGGUGAUCACCCCACCGUGGACAUCAAGGAUGUGGACAGCGGAGGUGAUGCUAUGGAGAGCGACGGUACCCACUUACUGGUGCCCACCGCCAGCGCUCCCAACAUGCUGGCGGUGCCCGGCAAGGCACCGACAUCCCCCAGGAGGAAGCUGCUGGCCCCGGCGGAUGGUCUGGACGAGGGACCGGUGAGCCCGUGCCCCACUCGAGCGCUGCUGGGCUGGGACGAGGAGCAGAGGGAAAGCCUGCCCCAGCGCAUGGGUUCAGCCACGAGCCUGAGCAGUGCCAUCGUCAACAACCGGCUCCAGGAGCUGGUGAAGCUCUUCAAAGAGAGGACGGAGAAGGUGAAGGAGAAGCUAACCGACCCCGAUGUCACCUCAGAUGACGAGAGCCCUGCGCCAUCCCCCGCCAAGCCAGCGCCUGCAACAGCACAGGUGCCUCCCCCGGGAGGGGAUCUGGAGGGGGACAAGCAGGCGGGGGAUGAGCACUACUGCGAGAUGCUGUGCUGCACGUUCAAGUACCGGCCCUGGCUGGACCGCCUGAAAAACUACCGGUUCCCCAGCAGCAUCGACCCGCUCACCAACGUGAUGUACGUGCUGUGGCUGUUCUUCGUUGUCAUGGCCUGGAACUGGAACUGCUGGUUGAUCCCCGUCCGCUGGGCUUUCCCCUACCAGACGCCGGCAAACAUCCACUGCUGGCUGCUCGUGGACUACCUCUGCGACCUCAUCUAUCUGCUGGACAUCCUCAUCUUUCAGACCCGGCUGCAGUUCGUCCAAGGGGGAGACAUAAUAACGGACAAAAAGGCCAUGAAAGAGCACUACCUGCGAUCACGACGCUUUAAGAUGGAUGUGGUGUGCCUCCUGCCCCUGGAUUUCUUCUACUUCAAAGUCGGUGUCAACCCACUCCUGCGUUUUCCUCGCUGCCUGAAGUACAUGGCCUUCUUCGAGUUCAACAACCGCCUGGAGGCUCUCCUGAGCAAGGCCUACAUCUACAGAGUGAUUCGGACCACUGCCUAUUUACUGUACAGCUUGCAUGUGAACUCCUGCCUCUAUUACUGGGCAUCAGCCUACGAAGGACUGGGCUCUACCACCUGGGUCUACGACGGGGAAGGAAACAGCUACAUCCGCUGCUACUACUGGGCGGUCAAAACCCUCAUCACCAUCGGGGGGCUGCCGGACCCCAAGACGCUGUUCGAGAUCGUCUUUCAGCUGCUGAACUACUUCACGGGUGUCUUUGCUUUCUCCGUCAUGAUAGGGCAGAUGAGAGAUGUGGUCGGGGCCGCUACCGCAGGGCAAACUUACUAUCGGAGCUGCAUGGACAGUACCAUUAAAUACAUGAACUUCUACAAAAUCCCCAAAACUGUUCAGAACCGGGUGAAAACGUGGUACGAGUACACGUGGCAUUCGCAAGGCAUGCUAGAUGAGUUAGAGCUGCUGGUGCAGCUGCCGGACAAGAUGAGGCUGGACAUCGCCAUCGAUGUGAACUACAACAUCGUGAGCAAAGUGGCCCUUUUCCAGGGCUGCGACAGGCAGAUGAUCUUCGACAUGCUGAAGCGGCUGAGAUCGGUGGUCUACCUGCCUAAUGACUAUGUGUGUAAGAAGGGAGAAAUCGGCCGCGAGAUGUACAUUAUCCAGGCGGGACAAGUGCAGGUGCUGGGGGGACCCGACGGCAAAACCGUGCUGGUGACUCUGAAAGCCGGAUCUGUGUUUGGAGAAAUAAGCUUGCUGGCGGCAGGAGGGGGAAAUCGCCGAACGGCAAACGUCGUAGCUCACGGCUUCGCUAACCUUUUCAUUUUGGAUAAGAAGGACUUGAACGAGAUUUUGGUGCAUUAUCCGGAGUCUCAGAAGCUGCUGCGUAAGAAGGCCAAGAAAAUGCUGAAAAACAACAAUAAACCCAAAGACGAGAAAGGAGCGCCUGGAGACUCCCUGAUCAUCCCCCCGAAAGCUGAUACCCCGAAGCUCUUCCAGGCUGCCCUGGCCGCUGCGGGGAGGGUGGGGGGCAGAGGGCCACUGGCGCAGCUCCGGUGGAGGCUGAAGGAGCUGAAGGCGAUGCAGGCGACACAGGGUUCCAGCUUCAGUCCAACCCCACCGAAAUCACCAGUGCACCAGAGAUCGCCUGUCACCUCCCACAAAGCACGCGCCCACUUGGAAGAAGAAAUAUUCUCAAAAUCUUCUGAUAGUUUAGUCACCAUUCGUGUGAUUUCUACGGCACAGGAAGAUGAAGAAAUCCUUGCUGCUGAGAUUUCUGAGAAAGAAGAAGAAGAAAAAGAAGAGAAAUGA
This is a messenger RNA of Gavia stellata (red-throated loon), 3897 nucleotides long. RefSeq names its product cyclic nucleotide gated channel subunit beta 1 (gene CNGB1). Bases 1 to 3897 code for a protein of 1298 amino acids. The transcript has 34 exons. Lineage: Eukaryota; Metazoa; Chordata; Aves; Gaviiformes; Gaviidae. Gene Ontology annotation, cellular component: photoreceptor outer segment; intracellular cyclic nucleotide activated cation channel complex; plasma membrane. Gene Ontology annotation, molecular function: intracellularly cGMP-activated cation channel activity; protein-containing complex binding; cGMP binding. The record is from RefSeq and is a predicted model, not a curated record. Gene Ontology annotation, biological process: retina homeostasis; monoatomic cation transmembrane transport.